Molecule: messenger RNA, 2298 nt
Organism: Truncatella angustata
Lineage: Eukaryota; Fungi; Ascomycota; Sordariomycetes; Amphisphaeriales; Sporocadaceae
Exons: 2
Coding region: 1-2298 (765 amino acids)
Biological process (GO): regulation of DNA-templated transcription
Cellular component (GO): nucleus
Molecular function (GO): zinc ion binding; protein binding; sequence-specific DNA binding
Source: RefSeq, a predicted model, not a curated record
AUGGGUGCUCCAAAUUUCCCUGUCACCUUCGGACCUGGAUACCGUCCGGCCACCCACACUCCUUUGUUGCGUAUCUCGACGCCGCCAGUUCCAACAGCAUCUCGGAACGAUGAAGCGAUUGUUCUCUCUGAUCAGUUUAUGAAUCAUGCUGGUCCAUUGUCCUUAACAUCAACAGAGAGCCCAGCUGAGGUACCUUUGGUGCGGGAUGAGAUUCGACAAGAAGGCAUACAAGAUAUUCAGAAUAUCGUAACGACCAUUGCCGGUUCGGAGCUGACGUACAUUCAAGGGCUUCAAGAGUUACAUCCAUUGUUGGAUUGGAAUGUCUUGAACCAAGAUGCCGCACGUCAUAUUCAAGAGGCGUCAGCAUCUCAAGCCACAUGUGAUUAUUGGGUGCAAGAUACCUACGCUGAUCUGAGUCCGUCCAACCCGAGACCUUUCGAGAUAUCCCAAGCCUUGCACAAACUCGCGAUUCGUUAUGCACCACAGGUCAACAUUGACAUGACGAACACAUCGCAAUCCUUUGUUGUAACGGACAUGUGGCAACCCGACAUGCCUAUCAUAUAUGCUUCUUAUGGCUUUGAGACUAUGACUGGCUACAGCCGUGAAGAGGUGUUAGGAAGAAACUGCCGCUUCUUACAAUCUCGAAAAGGUGACGUCAAACCUGGUGCUAGUAGAGAGUUUGUGAGCAGCGCUUCUGUCUACGAAUUGAAGGAGAAAAUUGCCUUGGGCCAAGAAGUCCAGCAUGUUAUUAUGAACUUCCGUAAAAGCGGUGAACCGCUGAAGAACCUGUUGUCGCUUGUUCCAAUUCCCUGGGACACCAUGGAAACGAGGUUCUGGUUUGGUUUCCAGACGGAUUUGUCACAGAAUGAAACCCCGUUAAACCUGUCAUUGCACUCGCUUGAUGAUGGGUCACUUUUGCGUCGCAGGAAAUUUCGUGUCCAUCCCCGCGAGUCUUCAACUAGCACUAACCACGAGCUCCCAGUCACGAACGGCUCAGAUAGCAGAGCUGUAGAUACAGUCAGCUCGGCCACAGCGACGUCUCCGGUAUCAGCUGGUCAAGUUGAUGACAUUGCAGAUGUCAACCCAGUUCAUGCGUCAGACACAUUUACAGCUCUCUUGGCCUCGCUUGGCGCUUCCGACCUUCGAGAGGCGGUCUUUGAAACCUCAGCGUGGAACAAUUUGUUGUUACACAACGCUGAUGAGCUGAUACAAGUACUCUCAUUAAAGGGUACUGUAGUAUACAUCUCACCAGCUUGCCAGCAGCUCGGAUACAACUCCACAUUGCUAUUGGGGAGCUCAAUUGGGUCUAUCUGCCAUCCUUCGGAUGAACUCGUUGUCUUGCGUGAGCUCAAAAAUGCAUCUGUUGACAAAGAGAUUGAUAUGAUCUUUCGUAUUAGACAGCAUUCAGGUGGCUAUGCUUGGUAUCACAACUAUGGUUCUGUUUGGGCCGAAGGUGGGCGCAAAUGGGCGAUUCUUGUUGCACGGAGACUGGAUGUGUUCUCUUUGAGCAAGCAAGUCUUAGGUAGCGUAGGCGGCCUAGGAGUACGAGACAUUUGGAUGAAGCUAUCAACAUCUGGUCUGGUGCUUUCUGUCUUCCCAAAUCCCUUGCAGGCAUUUGGCAUUCCUGCUGACAAGCUUGUGGGGACCAGUUUCCAAGACAUGAUGGACAACGGCGAUGAUAUAGGAAUGUUCAAACACCUGCUAAACGAAGUCCGGACAGGCGAAGUUAUUGCUUCGGCUGUCGCUAUGCGAAGUGCUCGAGGCCAUAGACUCGAUGUCGAACUCACUUUGCAUCCUGGCGAUCGAGAACAUUUACAAAGUUGCAGGCCAUACUUUAUGUUUGCUCAAUGUCGGUUUAUCAAAAUUGCUUCAAGUAAAAAUAAUUCAACGCCGUCUCAUGUGACGCCGAAAUGGUCCAUAAAGAGAUAUACCUCUUCGCGGUGCCAAGAUCCCGAUGAUAACCUCCUGGCGAAGCUCGAAGCAAAUCAGUGCGGAGUCUGGCAGUACGAUAUGCAUCAACUCGUAGCUGAAAAUAACAGCUUCAAAACGGAGUUACACAACCUCGAGAAGUUAGCCAAGCAGCGAAAGCGAUUACGACUUUCUGGUGAUACCUUCCGUGGCUGUGCAAAUUGCCAUACGCGACAAACUCCGGAAUGGCGGCGUGGUCCAAGUGGUCAGCGAGACCUUUGCAACUCAUGUGGACUAAGAUGGGCCAAAUCGGUUCGUACACACACACACACACACACACACAGUCCCCACCCUACAGCGUUGAAAUACAUUUGCGAGGACAAGUUCUAG